This is a messenger RNA of Closterium sp. Naga37s-1, 1203 nucleotides long. NCBI's taxonomy places the organism in Eukaryota, Viridiplantae, Streptophyta, Zygnematophyceae, Desmidiales, Closteriaceae. The record is from the annotation of a GenBank genome assembly.
AUGGUGGUUGCCGGAGGUCCUGAGCUGUCGCCAGUGCGCGCUGUCGUUGCGUCAGUGGUGAUCAAAAAAUCACAGGCGGUAUCUGCCUCGGCGACGGCUGCGAUGAAACCGCCAUUGCCGCCUGCCCCGAAGCCCGCGUCGUCAGCACCUGCGGUCCCUGUUCUCCCGAACCCGGCUCCCCCUGCUGCUGAUUCGCUCCCAGCUGCCGCCGCGACUCAGUCUGGUCCCGCUGCCCCUGUGGUUGCCCCUCACGCUCUCCCGCGUCAAGAGCCGGAACACGUGGCCUCCGCUGCUGUCGUUGCGCCACCAGCUGCCGCCGUCCCUGCUGCCCCUGCUGCUCUGGGCACCGAUCUGGCGCUGGCGGCGGUGUCCGCCACCACUGGCGGCCUUGCCCCGGCGGUGGAGUCUGUUGGGGAUGUUCAGUCGGCGCCUGCUGCGCCGCUGGGGGUUCAGUCCGGGCAGCCGUCACGCCCACAAUCUCCCGAUCGCCGCCCGUCACGUCCCCACUCGCCCUCCUCGCGAGACGAGCGUGAGACCUCAAGGCGUCGUGAGGAGUCUCCUCGUCGCCGCCAAUCCGGCGGGAACUGGCAUUCGUACCGGGGUGGGCGAGGGGGGGGCUGGCGAGGAGGUCACGGUCGUGGACGUGGCGGGGCGUUUGACGCGCCGGUGACGAUGGCGGACUUGCAACGGGUCGUAACUGCUGCGAUGCGCGAGGAGAGGGCAUCGCAGGCGAGCCAGCAGGUCCCUCGUGCAGCUGCCGCUCCUCCUCCUCUUGCACCCCCUGUGGCUGCACCGCCGGCAGUUGCCCCUCGUCCUCCUGCUCUCCCCGCUCCUUAUCCAUCCCUUCUGCCCGUUGAUCCUGCUCCCCAUGCUGCUUGUGCUGCGCAGCCGUUCCAUCCUCGGACGGCGCAGCUUUAUGGACACGCGGCUCUUUCCCGCGGUGUUGCUCUGGAUGGCGGCCCUCGGGACGAGUGCCUAGAUGCCGCUGAUCAGCUUGCCGAGCUCCUGGCGCCCGUGUUGGCUGCGCCCGCGAGGGGUGGAGUAGCGGGCGUUGGACAGCUUGGGUUGGCUGUCCGUGGUCUGCGGCGGUUUUUGUGCGCAGGGACUGCAGUCGACUUGAUCGGCGCAACCGCAGUGGUGGUGCGCGAGCUUCAUCGCUCGUUGACGGGCUUGCUUGCCGUCCUUGAUGCGGAUCAGAUGUAG